Topomyia yanbarensis is the source of this 5702-nucleotide messenger RNA. RefSeq names its product homeobox protein PKNOX1-like. Bases 1264 to 2850 code for a protein of 528 amino acids. The record is from RefSeq and is a predicted model, not a curated record. Lineage: Eukaryota; Metazoa; Arthropoda; Insecta; Diptera; Culicidae. The transcript has 11 exons. Gene Ontology annotation, molecular function: DNA-binding transcription factor activity, RNA polymerase II-specific; RNA polymerase II cis-regulatory region sequence-specific DNA binding. Gene Ontology annotation, biological process: regulation of transcription by RNA polymerase II.
CGCCUAAGGAUACGGAUGUGUUGCUCGUUCCGUUCUAUUCCUACUUCACUGCACUUGGGGGUCUGCAGGAAUUUCGACGAUUUUCCGCGUGUGAGUGUAUCCAUUUCGGUUCGGGUGCUUCGUGAGCGACGGUUACUCGUAGCGCUGGUGGAAGAUGACGAUGUUGACGUUCUAACGCUGCUAGUACUGUCGGAUGCUGUAUUCUCUUUGAUCUCAUCUCGUCCUUGUCGUCGGGGUGUCACUGUCACAUCUCCGGCUAGUCUGCCUCUUUUAUCGUUUGCGAUUGUGUGUGUGCGGGUUGCGUAUAUUUUGUGCGGUUCCGAUAUCCUGCGCCUUGACAGGAUUGCAAAAUUUGUGUAGACAAAAUUUAUCCGACGGCAGUAGUGGCUAAAAGAGUGUAGUCGGCUCUCGUUUGCCGUCAGUCAGUUAGCAGACAGUAGUGGCGAGAAUUCGACGGGGUGGUUUUGGCCCCAAAAACUUUUGCUCCACCAAACAGAGUGAAGUUGUGUCCUUUCCGAAUCGGGGUGCGGAUCUCCGGUGAAUCCGAUCUGAUCUCUAAGUAUGUUGAAAGGUGUACAAGCAAAUGGAUUAUAGUUCCUGCUAAGUGAUGUGUCAGUGAUAGUGUUUUAAUCUGAGAAAAAAAUAAUGAAAAUCCAUUAGGAUUCAAGUCUGAGAAAAAACGGUGCAUCAAUAAACAAGUAUCAACUGUAUUUCAUAAAGAGUCAAAGCCGAUUUAGUUCAGGAAUGUCACUAAACCGAAUCCUACGAGAAACUUAAUUACAAUGGCCAGCCCCCGCGGACCAGUGCACCAGUAGCAUCCAACAACAUCGACUGGAAUAGGCAGAACAACAACCGAACAGCAUGGAAAAAUUAAUCCACUUCGGCGGUUUGUCAACAUAAACCGUGGCGGAUUUCGGAACACGACUGCGACGACAACGACGACGACGAGGACUACGGCGACGGUGGUAGAAAACAAUCGAUGCCAAAUUGAUGAACUGGUUUAUGCAAAUCGAACUGUGCUUUGUCCAUCGGAUCGAAUUGGUUAUCGUUUGGGGAGAAUCACGUACCGUGCAAUAAUCAGUUCCCUAUUUUUCGUCGAUUCCCGGUGGAAUUGCAUCUCUCUGGGCGGGGGGAGUCAGUGUAUGUGCAAUAAGUUAGUUUAUCGAAUCGUGUGAUAUUUGUGCCCGUGUUCUGUACUGCAAGCUGCUCGAAAGCCAGCGGUUGUUUGUGAAUCCAAAUCCUAGGAAAAGGAAAAGAAAUAUAAUGCAGGAAAACAGUGUGGCUGCAAUUCCGGUGUCCGGUGCGACCAUUACUGCUUCCGGCAUUACGGGGAACGGAAACCAAGCGGCCGGUGGUGGUGGCGGUGGGAGCGGAGGUCACACGUCUUCCAGCAGCACUUCCGGACCGACGCCACUGUCUUCGCCGAGCAACAGCACCAUCAGCGAGAUCGAUCAGGCCCAGUUCGAGGCGGACAAACGGGCGGUGUACAAGCAUCCACUGUUUUCCCUACUGGCGCUGCUGCUAGAGAAAUGCGAACAGGCAACGCAAGGCUACAUUCCCUCCUCGAGCUCAACCAGUCCGAAUGGUUCUGCCAACGGAACUAGCGAGGGAGAUAGUUUCUCCCGGGACGUUCAGGCCUUCGUACAGAUGCUGGAGAAAGAAAAACGCCCCCUUCUAACAAACAAUUCAGAACUAGAUGGCCUUAUGAUUAAAGCACUGCAAGUCCUGCGGAUACAUUUGCUCGAGCUGGAAAAAGUUCAGGAGCUCUGUCGGGAUUUUUGUACGCGGUACAUUGCCUGCUUGCGCGGGAAAAUGCAGUCGGAGAAUUUGCUCCGCUCGGACUAUGCGUCGGAGCAUAACAACAACCUAUCGAACUCGAAUAGUCCUAUCAACAGUCCAGAACAGGAUCUAUCCGGGAGCGCUCAAGGAUAUUACCAAAAUACCGACUACCUGUCGGCAACCGAUACCAAUGAGUACAGCAAUAUGCAAGCAGGUCAAUUUGAUCAACUGCACAUACCUCCUAGGCCUACUACCUGUGAGCAUGCACCAAAACACUUACAGAAUCCUAACAUCGCUCCCUACACACCACUGACAGCUGAUCAUUCACAAUCUGCCUUCUCAUCCUUCCAUCAUAACACCACACCACACCACGUUUCACCACAACAACACAUUCCCAGCACCACCCCCCUAAGCCAAAAAGGCAACUCACCACACCCACUGUCAAAUGUGUUCACCGACGAUCAGCUGUCACUCAGUGGCUGCUCGGAAGAAUUGGACGAUUCCGAAAUGGACACCACCGCAACCGACGAUAAGAGCCGCGGUAAACAAUCAAAACGGGGGAUUUUCCCCAAGCAUGCUACCAACGCACUGCGCGCUUGGUUAUUUCAGCAUCUAGUCCAUCCCUAUCCUACUGAGGACGAGAAACGAGCACUAGCUGCCCAAACCAAACUCACGCUGUUGCAAGUCAAUAACUGGUUCAUCAAUGCCCGACGCCGAAUCGUGCAACCCAUGAUAGACCUCUCCGGUCGAAGCCUAGCAUCCCCAUCCAUGUCACAAGCGUCUUCUCCUGCUGACCACUAUGCACAAACCUUCGCCAACCAACGGUACUGGUGCGACAGCCCGCAAAUGACCGGACAGUUACCAAUCCAACUAGCUACCAACAUUGAAAAUAUUGGUGUUCCUAACAUCAACCAGGCGGCCAGUUCGGGACAUCUUAUGUUACCUUCACCUCAACCACUGAUGCAUCCUGGGGAACACUACCACCAUUCUAGCCCGCAACCACACCACCACCAGCAGCAACAACAGCAUCACCAUCAUCCUCAUCCUCAUCCCCAUCAUCAAUACUUAUAGUGCUUUCUGAAGACGAGUCCUUCGGUGGGCGCUGAGCUUUUCACUCUAAGACACAAAUCCUUCAACCGAUGUAUACUGAGAGCAACUAACGAAUGCCAUACAAGUUCUAGUUUAAAAUGCCGAUUUCUUCGUUAUAUUUUUUUUGUUAAGUUUAGGAAGAGGAUAAGGAUUUGUCUUUAUUAUUUUGCUAGGCAAGCUACACCUCAGAGCAAAAGAAGGAAAUACUUAAUAAGUCUGUUCGUUUACGUCCGGAUCUGGAUGUAGAACCGAUGAUUUUCUUUUAUGUUUUAGUAUAAUACUGCCGGUAGCUAAUAAUGCGUCUGUAUCAUCCAGAAACCAGAGUGAUUUGAAUAAUUAUUUUUCAAGACACUUACCUCUGUCACGGAAGAAACCAAUGCAGUCUCGAAAGUAGUUCAUUUUUUGCGUCCACGUGGCUCUUGAAAAUGUUCAGGGAGAAUUUUUCACCUAUACUACGUCAAGAUUCUAUAACUUAAUCACAUCACACAUUCACUGUCUCGACGUUAUAGAAAAAAAGCUUGUACCAAAUAGGCACAAUACUUCGGGUAGAUCUUACUGCCGAAAAUCCGAACGGUAAAGAACAUUAAUUAUUCUAUUUGUACUAGGUAAUUUAAAUUGAGUCAGAAUUUUAAUUUUCCAAACUGAAUAGAAAGAGAAAUGACAUUUCUUUACAAAGCAAAGCAUAGCCAACUUUGAUCCGAAUACCUAAUCAGAACACACUUCAAAUGGCUAUCCGCCUGCAUCAAUUACGUUCGAUGUUUAUUCUUCUCUGAAGGGAUUCGACCUUUCGAACCAAAUAAAAAGCUCAAAAACAAAACGAACCACGCGAUCUAACCAUUUUCCGUUCUUUGAAAAAGUAAAACUAACGCGUACAUGUCAUCCUAGUUAUUCAAUUACCCAAAAUGAGAAUGAAAAAAAAACGGGGACGCCAAGUCCCAAGUCGCUUGGAGCGAAUAAAAAAACGCAUAAAUAAUUAUGAUUCCGCCAGGUCAGCACCAGGCUCAGGACAAAAUGUUAUAAAUAUGAUAAUGAAAUAUUGUCAGUUCCAUUCCCCUCCCCUUCGGCUUGAACAGGUGCGGCAGCUUGGACGGUACACACAGCAGAAACAAAAGCGAAACACAAAGCAGAAAAUGAAAACAUCAUUAACGAGGAAAUUUGCGCGUCCAAGUUGAUGACGAAGUUGAAUUGAUUAAUAUUUAUUACAAAUAAUGAGGUCCCUCCGUCGGAGUUACCAUCGCCGAGAAGGUUGGUUCAAGAAUAAACAAACACACGUAACUCAAUUAAACACAAAUAAACUGAAGUGCUCGGGUCAAAUGCAGAAACGAUUACAUGAAUAAAUAUUAUUUACAUAGAGAUUUUAUAUAUUCAAACGAAAAGGCACGCGCUGAAGGUUGGACCGAAAAAGGCACACUUUUUCGAAUAUUAAUUAUCGUAUUAAGCGAUAAUUGAAUGCUUAUGAUAAUGCCAAUUAUCACGCGCAGGUUCCCACUAAUCGCAGUGGGAAAAUAAAUGCUGAUAGGUUUGAAAGCAGCAGCACCUCACAGCUACAGACAGUUUUGAAGGUAAAAAUAAUCCUACCAAUCACCAGUCAGGCCAAGUAAUCGCGAACGCUCCUAGGUGGAAGAAAAUAGACGACAAAUAAUUUUCUUUUAGUUUAAGUGUAAAAUUUAAGUUAUUCAAAAUAGUCAAAAGUUCAAUCCAACAACCCUAUGUUAACCAACUGGCAAAUCAGUAACGGAUAUACGUAAAAUAAAUACCAAGUGAACAUUGUAAUAAUAUGUAAAAAAGCAACUAACGAAGGAUAGAAGAAAAACAUCAGCAAAACGAGAACGAGGAAGAAUUGAGCCUGUGAUAAUAGAUUUAUUUGAUUUUCAUAUCUCUUACUAAUCAGCAACAAUAACAACAACAACAACAAUGAAAACAGUCCACUAAAAAUGCAACAAAAAUACGUAAAAUUCCUAUCUCUGUGUCAUAAUAUAGAAGCAACCGAACGGCGAAGAAAGCAAAAUAUACCAACUCUACGAAUAAGUUUAUUUAGUAGCUAAUCGAGAGGAAACCGAAUGCCAAUUGUAAUCUGAGAUGUAAACUACCACAAACUCAAACUGCUAAUCGAAAUCUGUAUACGUAACAGUUUACACCUUAUUUAUCUUAUUUUUUUGUUUUUAGUUUAACAAUCUACCCUCAGAAUGCAUAACUACCCCAUUGUAGGCUAGCGAAACGUCGGCAAAACCGAAGGACGCACGUGCAACAUGAAACCUAUUGUCGCCCAGCGGCGAACGUUGAACAUAUUGUACAUACGAUUUAAACUUCUUAGCGAGAAACUUAACUCUAAUGUUAUAUUUUCCACUACACCAACCAACUACCACCACUACCGGGGGUGACACAAUAGCUUCGUUGGUCGCGUGACAGCAGUAUCGAAGAAGCAAGCCAAAAAGAUUGUUCCUCGCUGAUUGUGUAGCGGCUCGCCGACCAGCUCGACAAACUAUACGCCAAGUUUAUUAAUCUUAGCUGCAGUUAGUAGGCGUUGAUUGCUAUUUAAUUGCCGUUGCUUCAGUGUUUAGAGAUGGCUUCGGUUGAUUCCAACAGUACACAGUGUACGGUAAUACAAUAAAGGAAUAAAACUGUCACGUGUGCAGUAGUGGUCAAUCGUUUUGAUUUUUAAAAAGUAAUCGAAAAAAUUCGCUUGUUUCCUAAACGAAAUUCAAAUUUAAACUUUAUAACUUCACAAAAUUGAAUGCUUUAGUAUUUUUUAACCUGUACAAAUGCAACGAUAACUUUGAGAACUCUGAAAUAAAUUAUGUAACUAAUUUUGAAAAAAAAAAACUAAAUAAAAA